Lichtheimia ornata is the source of this 1398-nucleotide messenger RNA. RefSeq lists its product as uncharacterized. The coding region runs from base 1 to 1398 and encodes 465 amino acids. Gene Ontology annotation, molecular function: glutamine synthetase activity. The record is from RefSeq and is a predicted model, not a curated record. The transcript has 5 exons. NCBI's taxonomy places the organism in Eukaryota, Fungi, Mucoromycota, Mucoromycetes, Mucorales, Lichtheimiaceae.
AUGGUUGCCACUUUGGACAACAUCGAGGAACUCCUCAAAGAUGAUAACAAGGUCAAGAUUGCUGUCUUGGAUAUGGAUUGCGUGUUACGUGGCAAAAUGAUCAACAAGACGCGCUUUUUGCAAACCCUUACCAAUGGCUUUGGCUUUUGCAGUGUAUUGUUUGGAUGGGAUCUCCAGGAUCGCAUGUACUUUGAAAAGACCGAAUUCAAUGACGAGGAAGGUGGUUUUGGUGAUAUGAUAUGCAAAGUGGAUCUUAAAUCAUUCCGACGUAUCCCUUGGGAGAACAACACGCCUUUCUUUUUGGUGGAUGUAUACCAUCCUCGAACCAAGGAACCUAUUUUUUGCAGUCCACGCGGCUUGGUACGUGAUGCUGAGAAAGGAUUUCAACAAGAAUUGGGCUGUACACCUUUUAUUGGCAUUGAGCUCGAGUUUUUCUGCUUCAAAGAAACGCCCGAGACGUUGGCAACCAAGGGAUUUGUGAACCGUACGCCCUUGACAUUGGGCAACUUUGGCUUUUCCUUUUUGCGCCCCACACAAAACCAAGAGUUUUACUAUCAUGCAUAUGACUGGUUACGUGAGUUCAAUAUUGAAUUGGAAGCAUGGCACACUGAAAUGGGACCUGGUAUCUAUGAGGCGGCUGUGGCAUACCGAAAUGCAAGUGAGGCGGGUGAUCGUGCUGCUCUCUUAAAGACAUCCAUGAAACAAAUCGCCCUGCAGCAUGGCUUGAUGGCUACCUUUAUGGCCAAGCCUGAUCAGAACCAUAUGGGAUGCUCCGGUCAUAUGCACAUUAGUCUCAAAGAUGAGCAAGGACGAAACCUGUUUACGCCACGUGAUGCAUCAGAUGCAUCAGACAUCCAUCCUGAAAUGAGUAACACCAUGGUACACUUUUUGGCUGGUGUCUUGCGUGCUCUUCCUAGCAUCCUUGCCGUCUUGGCACCCACCGUCAACAGCUACAAACGAUUGGUGGAGAAUCAAUGGGCACCUGUCACCGUGAGUUGGGGUAUUGAAAACCGUAUGGGUGCCAUCCGAGUUAUUGUUCCUCCUUCGGCAUUACCUAAUGCGACACGUCUGGAAGUGCGUGUUCCAGGAGCUGAUGUAAACCCUCCUCUUGCUAUGGCAGCCAUCCUUAAAGCAGGUCAUUGGGGUAUCAAGACAAAGCAAACCGUACCUGUUCCACCCCUGGAUCAUGGCAAAGAAAAGGCAUCGGCAGGUGGAGCACGCCUCGCACGAAAUUUGCAAGAGGCCGUCAUUGCUAUGGGUGAACAAGAUUCAAUUGCUCGUAAAGUGCUUGGUGACGCAUUUGUGGACCAUUACAUUGUGAGCCGCAAACAUGAAUGGAACCUAUACCAAUGUGCUGUGACCGAUUAUGAGCUCAAGCGGUACUUUGAGUUGAUCUAA